Messenger RNA from Pectinophora gossypiella (pink bollworm), 1546 nucleotides. RefSeq names its product cilia- and flagella-associated protein 161. The transcript is spliced from 13 exons. Gene Ontology annotation, biological process: cilium assembly. Bases 71 to 1546 code for a protein of 491 amino acids. The record is from RefSeq and is a predicted model, not a curated record. NCBI's taxonomy places the organism in Eukaryota, Metazoa, Arthropoda, Insecta, Lepidoptera, Gelechiidae. Gene Ontology annotation, cellular component: motile cilium.
AGACAUAUGACUUACAUUUUUAACUACAUAUUUUUUAAUUUACAGUCCUAGAUAUAUUUUAUAACUCAUUAUGACCUACAAUAACAACGUACUUAUAGGUAAUUGGAGUGAAGAAAGACUAAAAAAUGAGUACGAGUUCAAACUUUUCCUUCGAAAACGCGACAGGCGUGAAUUAUUGCUACAGAGAUCCAGAACGUUAUUUAGUAACCUGUUGAUGGAGAGACCUCUGGCAAUUAGUGGUAAUUUUGUCUUAUAUGGAUAUAAUGUGCAAGUGGUUGCAUCUGACAUGCCAGUCGCCAAAAAGAAGGUAGAAGGUCAUAAACAGCAGUACGGACUUGCGUUGUCAAGCGUAGUAAGUGCGCGGCAAGUGGACUUCCUACAGAAUAUUAAUGAUGGAUGCCUUAUGACCCUCUCGCCUAUUACAACACCCUGCUGUCGGAACACCUUCGUCAUAGUCAGCGCUGACGACGAAUCUAUACACGGAACGAAAAUGAAUUACGGUGACGAAUUUUUCUUGAAAGCGGAAAACUAUGGGGAUACUACGGCAUCGCCGCUGUACGUCCGGUAUAUUCCGCAAUGCACGCCCGCCCCAGCCGACCGCAUGCCACUCUCGUUGAGCACCAUAAAAGACACCAACUGCCGAUGGACUACUUUACCACUGCUAGCUCGCGAUCGUCUCGAGGGGCUGGGUAGCCCCGUAAGGACCGGUUAUCGAUUAAUCGUGAAGAAUUGUGUUGCUGACCAGAAUUUGUGUGUCAUGAACCAAAAUUGGAUCCAGACAUUCUUUGGAGCUCAUAAACUAAACCAAUUUUUGGACCAAAUGAAGAAGGGGGACUUAAUGUUGGCUAGAUACCGCAAAAUGACUGACAACCUGAUGCAGUCCUGUGUACUGACUCAGUCAACGGGGAGCAUUCGUUUUGGAAAUAGGAUUUGUUUGUUGGCACCACACGUACCCUCAACGGAUCCCCCGACGGAGGGCUUGAACGGUCUGCUCCUCGGAGGUCGCAUAUCCUCCAACGAUAUCAACUACUCUCAGGAGUUGGAAGACGGGUGCACUCUGGUCGGGCUACCGUCGAAGACACCGACGGAACGAUGCGCCUUUAUCAUCACCAGCGCCGACUACUGCGAUAGAGAGGGGGAGCAGCUUAAGUAUAACCAGGAGUUUCUGCUGGCCUUAGCGUCAUCCGUUGAGAAAAAGAAACCGUUGUACAUACGGUACGACCCGAACCCUAUCCCGGGCCUGACGGGGCCGUUCUCUCUCUACCUGAGCGAGCAUGCCGUCUCUAACACCAGAUGGCGCGUGCUACCCAAAAUGAGACCGGAUUUAACCAGAUUCGAACAAGAAGGGAAACCGGUUCAGGUGAAUACCGACAUCAUUAUAAACCAUUGUGCUACUAAUGCUAAUCUAGGAAUAAAUGUGGGCCGCUGGUCUAUGGGUUUUUACGGAAAAAUUUGCGCGCCUUUAAUGAAGACCCUAUUGGACAUUUACGGGCGAGAUCUACCGAGUAAUAUUUGGCAAAUCUACGUUCCUUUAUCCGAUUCUUAG